AGAAUAAAUGCAAGAGAUUAAACAAAUACCAUCAUUUCUAUAAAAAUUAUAUGAAAUACUUGAAGUAAUACAAAAUUUGUUAUUUUUGAGUCCGACUAAUCAGCAAUUGGAUGGAAUAAAGAUGGGACCACAUUUUAGAUUUUGGAUUCAUCCUUAUUGACUGAACAAAUAAUGCCUCAGUAUUUCAAACAUCGCAAUUAUCAGAGCUUUCUGAGGUAAUUACUCAUCAAUAUAGAGUUAGAUAACUCAAUAUGUAUGGAUUUAAGAAGCUAAAAAAUAAACAUGGUAAAAGUGAAUUCCAACAUUCUCAAUUCAGAAGAGGUCUCAAGUAUUGAAUUUGAAUAACAUUUAUAGGAAUAAUUUAUCGAAGAUCAAAAGAAGAAAUUAAGAUGAUAUUAAGCAAAGUUUGGAAUCUUUAACCAAAGAAUUCGAAUAGGAGUCCUAUCUCAAUGAACACGAAAAGCUUCGCAAGUAGCUGGUAGAACUAUAUUCAAACCAAAGAUCUCUCUUGGAUGAGAUCAGACGUUAGAUGGAACGCAACAUAAAUCUACAACGUGAGACUCAAGUUAUUACUGAUGUAUAAAUAUUUUCUAUCUCUUAGAGAAUCAACACAGUUAAAAGUUAUCACCUUAACAAACUAGAUAAACUAAUUAUCAUCAUUUAGAAACUCCCUGAAGAUGCACAAAUCAGUAAAAUGGCUUUGAUGAAGGAAAAAAUCCUCAGAAAAUUGGAACUCAUUGAGGCAGAGAAUGUCUGUAUGAAAGAAAUUUCCUUAGAAAAACAAGACUCUUCCAUGUAUCAAGAACCCAAUCUAACCGGAGUCAGGAGUCCUGCUGGAUACUCACCUAAAACUAAAUGAAACCCUAUAAUAUUUAUAUAUUUUCCAUAAUCG
This is a messenger RNA of Paramecium octaurelia, 892 nucleotides long. NCBI's taxonomy places the organism in Eukaryota, Ciliophora, Oligohymenophorea, Peniculida, Parameciidae. The record is from the annotation of a GenBank genome assembly.